This is a messenger RNA of Ixodes scapularis (black-legged tick), 345 nucleotides long. RefSeq lists its product as uncharacterized. The coding region runs from base 1 to 345 and encodes 114 amino acids. The record is from RefSeq and is a predicted model, not a curated record. The transcript is spliced from 3 exons. NCBI's taxonomy places the organism in Eukaryota, Metazoa, Arthropoda, Arachnida, Ixodida, Ixodidae.
AUGGACGAAAUGGAGCCCGUCAAGUACUGUAGGUGCAGAGCUCGUGGCAACAAGACGUUCGUUCGGUACGACCUUUCAGGUUGCGGACACGACGGGCUGUUUCUCUGCUUAAACGGCGAGUGCCUGAACAUAACAAAAUCAACGUACAUAGGCCUGUGCAAAGAGGUAUUCCGAGAGAAAUACGGCACUGCCCCCAUUGGAACCUAUUAUGGCUUACUUAAGAGGGUUCCUGAGGUGUGUGGAAUUCACUGUUGUCUAAGGUUCAAUAACAACACGGCGGUUUGCCACGAUUUUAAAGACCCUCCGGACAAGUGCCGUCUAUCUAGGUCAGGUAAGCACACUUAG